Messenger RNA from Nicotiana attenuata, 1825 nucleotides. RefSeq names its product SPX and EXS domain-containing protein 1-like. Bases 321 to 641 code for a protein of 106 amino acids. The record is from RefSeq and is a predicted model, not a curated record. The transcript has 7 exons. Lineage: Eukaryota; Viridiplantae; Streptophyta; Magnoliopsida; Solanales; Solanaceae. Gene Ontology annotation, cellular component: cytoplasm; membrane.
CAUUACUACGAUCCCAAAUCACCUUCCUCAGUACUCUCAUUCUCACCUUCCUCUCAAAAAACCUAAAUUCUCAACAAACCUAAAUUCUCUACAAACAUUUUCUUCGACAUUGCUAACCCAAAUCCCCAAUCCCCUCCCAACUCCCUCAUUUGCAAAUUACAGUCCCAAAUCCCCAAAGUCCUCAAAACUCGGUUCCUAACCAGCAAACGUCAAAUCUCGAUUGCUAACACAAAACUCCGAAAUCCCCAAAGUCCCAAACUCCAUUUGUUUUUUUGAGUCGUCGUUGAAGUUUGGCUCCUUUUCGCUUGAUUGCAUCAGCCAUGGCCGACGAGGUACUUCUGUUCCUCAUUUGGGGUGUCAGUUGUUCCAAGAUUGGCUGGGAUUCAGUCAUGAGAAUGAGCGUAAACCUUCGUGAUCUAUUCUUAUAUGAGGCUUUUCUUUAUUACAAUCCUCUUCUUCUUGUGACCAUGAUGGUUUGGUUUUGGGGAAUAAACCUAUGGGUUUUUGCGCAGGCUAAUGUCAACUACGCUAAAUUUUUUGAUCUUGAUCAGAAUCAUCAUCUCUCUCACAGAGAGAUUUGGAAGAUGUCAGAAAUCAUCCAGUUCUUAUCCGCUGCAAGUGUGAAAAAAUACAUCAUAUAACUAUACAACAUGGCGUCAACGGAGGGGCUGAUGCCAAUAACAAGAGCAUUUUUGGCUUCUUAUUAUGAUAAGUACCCAUUUACCCCUCUCUCUGAAGAUGUUUCUCGUCUUUCUGAUCAAAUUCAUUCCAUGGCUAAUGAUCUGCACAAGGAUUCUCCUUUGACCGAAGGUGGCUGGAAGCCUCGAACAGAUGCAACAAGGAGUACAUUGGUCUGAAGAAUGUUGUAUUUUACUGAAUAAUUUGGUUUUUAAUUCAACCAUAGGUGGAGCUAGGCGGUCGGCCCGAAUCCCUUUCGCUGGAAAAUUAGGUUGUGUAUAUAAGGCCAUUUUUUUUAUGUGUAUAUAUUAUAUGAUGAUAACCCUUGGCUUAUAUUUGAUGUGUAUAUAUUGCAUUGUGUAUUUUUUUUGUUCUUUGAAUCCCCUCGGUGAAAAUCUUGCACCCGCCACUUAAUUCAACGCUUCUUAUUCCCACUUGUGAGGUAUGUUGAGAGCCUUCUUUUGGAGCGUGGUUGAGAGGCUGGUCUGGAAUGUGAGACCAGGUUAUUGGUUAUCUUCGGAAGUAUUUUGUUUGCAUUGAACGCAUGUGGUGGCUUGAUUAGUGCAGCCACUUAAACUUUGCAUUUGUGUCAUGUUAGCCACUGAUGUAGAACUUUUAAGCUGGUUCUCAAAUAGGCGAGAAAACUUUGUGGAUGCCAUGCCCUCUUAAGGCUUAAUGGUCUUUGUGGUUUCUUUUCCUUUUAAAUCCUAUAACAGGAUUAAUUUGAUAUGUUCUUUUUUAGUAGCUUGUAUGUACAUUUAAUGUCCAAAUUUGGGUCUUGAUAAUGUGUUUUUAUAGAAGAGCUAGGAUCAUGACUAGCAUCUUGUAUGUCCAUUAUUUUCUAUUUCUUGUUUGAUCAAUUUAUUUAGUCUAGGCAUUCAAGAUGAAAGGUAAUGACUUUAUUUAUCCUCUUUUUUAGGUGGAGUAGAUCAAGAAAUAGAAGAUGAAGGCAAUGAAGAUCUAGACCUUACUUAAGAUGAAUUUUGAAUUGCUAUAGAUGAAUGUUCUAGUAAUCUUUUGUUGUCAAUAUUUUGAAACUUACUAUCUUGAAAUGUAUUAAACUUAUGCACUUGGGGUAGAACAUUUAUUUUUAUGGAUAUUAUUAGUUUGUUGGACGAAUUAUAUUAUUAAUAGUUUUAUUUUGUGA